AUGUGGGCUAUUCCUGUCUACCAUGUCUUGCUUCUGGCCACUGCCAGCGCGCUGCCAGUCGACAACGACUCCUGUAUCCAAGGAAACACGUGCUCUCUCCCAGUAUGCUUCUGUGCCAACUCGAGCUCUAAUGGUGCUGGGUUGGCUCCAGGCGGUAUCAAGCCUGGCGAGAUUCCACAGAUAGUUGCCUUCAGUUUUGAUGACGCCGUCACCGCCGUCAACUACCCGUUUUACGAACAGUUAUUUCCGGAGAGUCGAAAGAACCCGAAUGGCUGUCCGGUCACCAUGAGCCUGUUCGUCAGUCACAAUUACACCGACUAUGGGCUGGUGAGAAAUCUGCAUCAGCGGGGGAUGGAGAUAGGCUCCCAUAGCGUCCAACACUCGUCAUCCUACUCCGUAUGGACGCAGAUGUCUAGAGACGACAUGUUGUUCGAAUCCCAGGAAUCGAAGAGGCUGAUAUCAGCUGGCGCCGGAAUUCCCGUGGAAGACAUCCGCGGCUGGAGAUUUCCUUUCCUUCAGCCUGGCGGAGACCUGUCUUUCGAGGUUCUUCAAGAGGCAGGGUACGAGUACGACUCAAGUCUGCUUACUUUGGGAACAACCGGAAGUACUCAGCAACAAUGGCCUUUCACCCUGGACUUUGGUUUCAUCCCCACUUGCGUCAUUCCGUCAUGUCCGCAGAACUCACACAAGGGAUUCUGGGAAAUCCCAGUUGUACCAAUCAGCGACAGAACUGGCACUUUUCCGUGCAGCUAUAUCGAUGGUUGCGUCAACCAGCCAACAAGUAAGACAGAAGCCCUGGAGAUUCUUAUGAAAAAUUUCUAUGCAAACUAUAACGGUCGACGAUCUCCGCUUUACAUCAACUUGCGCGCUUCCUGGCUUACAUCUUAUUUCAAGCUGGAAGCCAUGGACGAAUUUAUACAAACCAUUUUGGGAAACAACGAUGUCUAUAUCGUCAGCUUUCACAAAAUGCUGGAAUGGGUGCGCGACCCGACGAGGCUUGCCGAAAUUUCAUCUUUCAAACCCUGGGAUUGUGAGCGUCAAUAA
Molecule: messenger RNA, 1044 nt
Organism: Liolophura sinensis
Lineage: Eukaryota; Metazoa; Mollusca; Polyplacophora; Chitonida; Chitonidae
Product: chitin deacetylase 7-like
Exons: 1
Coding region: 1-1044 (347 amino acids)
Biological process (GO): carbohydrate metabolic process
Molecular function (GO): hydrolase activity, acting on carbon-nitrogen (but not peptide) bonds
Source: RefSeq, a predicted model, not a curated record